Molecule: messenger RNA, 918 nt
Organism: Blepharisma stoltei
Lineage: Eukaryota; Ciliophora; Heterotrichea; Heterotrichida; Blepharismidae
Source: the annotation of a GenBank genome assembly
AUGCUAUCAACUAAUAAAGGCUUGCCAUUGAGAUUUAUCACAAUUUUAAAUUAUUUAAAAAUAAAAUGGACAGAAAAGUCCAAUUAUAAUUUUUCUUUCAACAUGGGAAAUCGUCAACCUCUUUAUGUCGGUCAAAAUAAUCCUCAAGCCCAAAACUUGCUUGAGCCUCCAGCCCAUGAUGCCAUUCCUAAUAUAUCUUCUCCAACCCAAGACCAAACUAUGACUCCAACUCCUACAGUAAUUGAGCAAGUUCACAUCCGUGGAAGCAGUUUAACAGUCCAAGCCGAUUCCCCUACAACUUUUUCCCUUUCUUUUACAUUUGACGCUCUUACUGACUGCACAAUUUCCCUAUAUUUCUUCGCAAUUGAAACUCUUAUGUCAACUGGGGUCACUGAAUGCUAUUAUGUUGACACCUCUAGAUUCCCAGUUCCAUGCACUCAUACAUUUAGUGCAGGCCUUGAUCAAAAUUUUCCUCAAAACCUUGCAAUUUUUGAUACAGGUAAAUAUUCUUUCCACGAAUUAAGCCACGCAGAUGGAAAAACUUAUCCUCUCGUGAUAGAAAUUGUAAAUUUUACAUAGAGAGCGAGUGUUACUUCAAGGAUUAUUGAAAGCACAUAUAUAAAAUUUGGGAUGUCUGGGAACCAAUAUCAGCCGAAGCUUAUAAGACAAAAAUUGUCUAUGAAUGAAUUGUGCUAUGAGCUGCAUGAUAUUUAUGGGACAACCACUGGGUGUGAAGAUGAAGAAACGCCGGAGUGUGUGGUGUGCCUUACUAAUAGGAAAGACACUCUUGUAAUUCCUUGCUGCCACAUGUGCUUAUGCGUAGAGUGUGCAAAUAUUAUGAGAAGUCAUCAUAAUAGUAGAUGCCCUAUAUGCAGGACGAAUGUAGAAACCCUAAUCAAUAUAACUGUGCAAACAUAA